Molecule: messenger RNA, 1869 nt
Organism: Macrobrachium nipponense
Lineage: Eukaryota; Metazoa; Arthropoda; Malacostraca; Decapoda; Palaemonidae
Exons: 1
Coding region: 1-1869 (622 amino acids)
Molecular function (GO): DNA binding
Source: RefSeq, a predicted model, not a curated record
AUGAGUUUUGGGGACCAUUUCCUCGAUCGAACAGUUCGUCUCCCUGGGAAGACUGCACCUCAGACCUCUGCAAUUUUACCUCAACAAGAAUUGGAAAAGGAAGGAACAAAGGCUUUCAGACAUCUUCCCAAUUUCAGCAGAGGUCAAGAAAGAUUUAAAGUGGUGGCUGGAUCCAGCGAAGCUGGGAGGGGGAGUCUCACUUCAACAAGUGAACCCACAGCUAAUACUGUUCUCAGACGCACCCGACCUAGGCUGGGGAGCAACACUGGGGAACAGAGAGAUUUCGGGGCGAUGAAGCAAAACCGAAAAGACAUGGCAUAUCAACAAGAAAGAGCUGAUGGCAGCUUUUCUAGCUCUUCAGGCAUUCGAGGAGUGUGUGUCAGGCAAAGUAGUGGAAAUAAGCAUGGACAACGUGACUGCUCUAGCGUAUGUCAAGAAACAAGGAGGCACCCACUCCUUUUCUCUGAACGAGACAGCCAAGAAUCUUUUGCUAUGGGCAAAGGACAGAAAUAUCGUCCUCCGAACGAGAUUUGUACAGGGAGAAUUGAAUGUCAGAGCGGACCUCUUGAGCCGGAAAAACCAGGUCCUGCCAACAGAAUGGACUCUCAAGUUGGAGGUAUGCAAAAUGCUAUGGAAGUUAUGGAGGCAGCCUUCCAUAGACUUGUUUGUGACCAACAAGACAAGAAGGAUGCAGACGUUCUGCUCCCCGGUUCCAGACCCACAAGCAGUAGCAGUAGACGCAUUCCUCAUGAACUGGGAAGGGCUGGAUCUGUACGCCUUCCCUCCUUUCAAAGUGCUACACAAAGUAUUGAAGAAGUUCACGCAGUCCGAAGGAGCCAGAAUGACCCUGAUAUCCCCGUACUGGCCGAUCCGAGACUGGUUCGCAGAGAUGUUGCAGUGGCUAGUGGAAGUUCCAAGAACCCUUCCGUUGCUUCCAGAUCUGCUCAGACAACCCCACUUCAAACGGUAUCACAAGAAUACCCGCACUCUACAGCUAACUGCCUUUCGACUGUCGAAAAACUCCUUAGAGCUAGAGGCUUUUCGCGAGAGGCAGCUAAAGCUAUCGCCAGAUCGAGGAGGGCUUUGACCAUCAACGUCUACCAGUCGAAGUGGGAGGUAUUUAGAAACUGGUGUAAGGAGAAGAAGGUGUCCUUGUCCAACACGUCUGUGAGCCAGAUCACAGACUUCCUUCUUCACUUAAAACUUAAAGUAGAUCUAGCCACGACUACGAUUAAGGGAUACAGGAGCAUGCUGGCGUCAGUAUUUAGACAUAGAGGACUGGACUUGUCUAGAAAUCAAGAUCUUCACGACCUAAUUAGAUCUUUUGAUACUACAAAACAAAAGAGUGAACAACUACCAGGAUGGAAUCUGGACGUAGUAUUAAGGUUUUUGAUGUCUGGCAAGUUUGAACCAAUCCAGGAAUGCUCUUUCAGGGACUUGACCAGGAAGACUCUUUUUCUAGUCGCUCUCGCUACUGCAAGGAGAGUAAGCGAGAUUCAAGGUAUGGACAAAAGGGUGGGAAUUAGCAGAUCCAAAGCGGUUUGUUCGACCACUUUAGGUUUCUUAGCCAAGAAUAAGACUCCAACCAAUCCUUGGCCUAGAUCUUUUACGAUUCCCAGCCUUGGAGACUUUGCAGGUCAGGAACGUGAAAGGACUCUUUGUCCAGUAAGAGCAUUACAGGUUUACUUGCAGAGAUGCAAGGACGUCAGGGGGACUUUUGACAACUUAUGGUGUUCCGUUAAAGACCCCAAGAGGCUUAUGUCAAAGAAUGCUUUGGCCUUCUUUAUUAGAAGUGUGAUUCAGGAAGCACACAUUGAGUGCAAUGAAACUUUAUACAAGGCUCUAAAGGUAAAAGCCCAUGAAGUUUGA